Molecule: messenger RNA, 753 nt
Organism: Gossypium raimondii (Peruvian cotton)
Lineage: Eukaryota; Viridiplantae; Streptophyta; Magnoliopsida; Malvales; Malvaceae
Exons: 1
Coding region: 1-753 (250 amino acids)
Molecular function (GO): zinc ion binding; nucleic acid binding
Source: RefSeq, a predicted model, not a curated record
AUGUCGAUGAGCGAAUAUGAACGGGAGUUUGUCCGGCUUAGUAAAUAUGCCCAGGAAUGUGUGCCCACAGAGGCUAUGAUGUGUAAAAGAUUCGAAGAGGGGCUAAACGAAGAUAUCAGAUUGCAUGUUGGGGUUUUAGAGUUAAAAGAAUUUGUGGUAUUGGUUGAUCGAGCCUGCAAGGCUGAAGAACUGAGUAAGGAAAAGAGAAGAGCGGAAAUGGAAGCUCGAGAUGUAAGAAAAAGGUCGAUGAGUAGGACCUUUCAAUCCCAAUCGAAGAAGCUUAAAGGGAUAGAUCCACGACCAACUGGUUCAGCUGGGUACUCACGUAGAGACCGAGGGAGGUCGUAUUCUGGAGCCAGAACUCAAGCUACCUCGAUGGCAAGUGUGGGCAAUGUGGGGAAUACUAGACUUGAGUGCCAACAGUGUGGCAGGCGACAUACUGGUGAGUGUUGGGGAUUUAAACGAGCUUGUUUUAGAUGUGGUUCUCAAGAACACUAUAUAAGAGAUUGCCCUGAGAGAAUAGAGGAAGAAAAAUUGCAAAGAGUUGGAUCGGGUGAUAUUGUUAGUAGAGGUAGACCACCGAGGAAUGUUGGGAGUAAAGCCAGUGGUAAAAGUGUGGUGAAAGAUGCAGCUGGGAGAUCAGACACUAGAGCGCCUGCCAGGACUUAUGCCAUACGCACUCGAGAAGAUGCCUCAUCUCCUGACGUGAUUACUGGUACAUUUUCUCUUUAUGAUCUGAUGUGGUUGCUUUGA